This is a messenger RNA of Necator americanus (New World hookworm), 267 nucleotides long. RefSeq lists its product as uncharacterized. The coding region runs from base 1 to 267 and encodes 88 amino acids. NCBI's taxonomy places the organism in Eukaryota, Metazoa, Nematoda, Chromadorea, Rhabditida, Ancylostomatidae. The transcript is spliced from 4 exons. The record is from RefSeq and is a predicted model, not a curated record.
AUGCACUCAUUUUUUGCUUCGGAUUCGGAAUCUAUACAGUGGGGGCUGUACCAAGACGUAGUGCCGAAACUUGAAGGAGGAUCAGCAGUGAAUGGUCCCGAUAUUUGCGACAAAAAAUGGAAGAGUUGUCUCAAAGAAGAAAAAACGUCAGUGAUGCAUAUUCACGGAGUGGCUGGCAAAGAAGAAAAAAUUGAGAGAUGUAUGGUUCACAUCUCAACUUCAGACGACGAUGACGACGACGACGACGACGACAGCUCCACUCUCUGA